UCCUGAUUGAUUAUAAUUUGAAUUGAAAUAUUUUUUGUUUCUUCCUUUUUUUAAAAAAUUAUUCUGAAAAUUAUCUUGUGAACAUAAUUUUAAAUUAAAGAAACAAAAAUGACUAAUAAUAAUGGACAGAUUAAUGUUAUUGGUGAUGAAUGUUUAAUGAAUAUGCGACCAAUGUCAAUAUCAUCAUGUGGACGUUAUUUUGCUUUAGCUACAUUAGCUGGACAAUUAAAUGUUUGGGAUACAAUUACAGCAAAUCUGGUGGCACAAUAUAUACCAUCUAAACAUUUAUCGGCAAAUUGUACGAAAAUUUGUUGGCCACCAGAUCAUCAUCAUAGUACGAUAAAUAAUCAAAUUAAUGGAACACCAAAAAAACAGAAUGAUAUUAUGAAUGAAUUAAAAAAAUUAACAUUAUUAGCAAUGGGUACCGAAAAUGGAACAAUAUUUUUAUUCAGUGUUCAUAAAAAUGAAAUACAUUCAAUUUUAAUGAAUGAUUCGAAAAAAUCUAUGGAUGGUCAUACUGAACGUAUAAAUGAUCUAUGUUGGUCAUCAUCGAUGGAUUCAUUAUUUUCCUGUUCACAAGAUAAAUUCAUAAUUGAAUGGUCUAUAAUUGAAUCAAAAAUUAAAUGUAAAACAAUUCUUGAUCAUAAUUCGGUGAUAACAUCAAUAUGUGUUUUGGAUAAUGAAAAUUUAAUAACUGGAUCAAAUCAAUUAAAAUGGUGGAAUUGGCCGAAAAAACAAUUGCUCAAAACAUUCAAUGGACAUUCGAAUGAAGUAAGAUUUUUACGACCAAUUUGGUUGUCAUCAAAAGAUAGUUCAACAAAAGAUGCUUAUUUAUUGUCAUCGGCAAUUUCAGAUCGUUAUAUUAAUCUUUGGAAAUUAGAUCAAUCACAAUCUCCAUCAAAAACGAAUAAAGCAUCCAAUUCAUUGGCAAGCUUUUUACUCGAUGAUGAACCAAUUUCACUUGAAAUUGCUCACACCGUAAUUGAUAAUUCAUUUUAUAUUUUAUCCGUAUCUAAAAGUGGUCAUUUUUAUAUGUUUGAAGAAACAAUUGAAUCAGCUUCGAACACCAAAGGUCCAGUUUCACCGAAAUAUCGAUUAAACAUUCAAACAAGUUGUGAUGAUAAGAAAAAUUUUAUCCCAUCAAACAAACGUUCAAGAAUUGAACGUCAAAUUCCCUACAUGUAUGCUUAUCUUGAUUCAAAACAAUUAAUUGGAAAAUCAUUGGUUAAUGGCAAUACAAAUAAUCAUCAACAGCAGUUGAAAGAUAAAAAUCGAAUCUAUAUUCAAACCAUAUACGGUGCACCGAAUCGUCCUAUAUUUGAACGUUUAAGUAUUUCUGAAUGUGAAAAAUUAUGUCAAGAACAAAAAUCAUCAUCAUUAACAUUGAUCACUAAUAAUAAUAAUAAUACGACAACAAUCAUCAAAGAUCCAUCCAUAUUAAAAUCGAUUGAGCUAUUACCACGACCAUCAUUGGAGAAUGUUUCAAUAUCAAAAGAAAAUAAUACAAAAAUUAAAAGUGCCAAGCAUUCUGAUCGUACAACAGUGAUAGGACCAGCCGGGAUGGUACCACACCAACCAUUAUUCAAUGGUGUCAAUGGAGAUGGUGAUACAGAAAACAACGAUGAAAUAAUGCUAAGCGAAGAUGAAUUAUUAAAAAUUUCUACCGGUAAAUUGGCAAAACUUGCUGAUGGCUGUGCUGUUUGUACGGUUGGUGAUACAAAUGUUAUGGUUACAGUUGUGGGAAAAUCACCAAACAAAAGUGGAACUGGAUUCACUGGUUUUGUUCCAUUGACAGUUGAUUUUCGACAAAAAGCAGCUGCAGCUGGUCGAAUUCCAAUGCAUCAUCUAAGACGUGAAAUCGGUGUUACGGAAAGAGAAAUAUUAACAUCACGAAUUAUUGACCGAUCGAUUAGACCGUUGUUUCCACGUGGAUUGACUGGUGAAACUCAAGUUGUUUGUAAUAUGUUAUCAUUGGAUGGACAAAAUGAUCCAGAUAUUUUAGCCAUCAAUGCUGCUUCAGCUGCUUUGGCCAUUUCGGAUAUUCCAUGGAAUGGACCAAUAGGAGCCGUAUGUGUUGCUUUAGAUCAAAAUAAUGAUGUCGUAACAAAUCCAACAAGAAAAGAAAUGAAUAAUGCACGUAUGAAUCUCAUUUUGACUGUGAAUGAAGCUGGAAAUGUUCUUAUGAUGGAAGCAUUUGCAAAUGAACCCGUAUUAGAACAAUAUUUAAUCAAAUCUAUUUCAAAGGCAAUUAGAGAAGCAAAACUUAUCAUUCAAAAUAUUCGCCAGCUUCAAAAAGAAGUGGGAAAACCGAAACGUUCGGUGGAAGAAAUUCCAAUGCCCGGCCAACAACAUUUUGAUGCGAUAAGAAUGUUAGCUGAACAACGAAUAUUGGAUGUAUUUUCCAAUCAUUCACAUGAUAAAUUUUCACGUGAUCAAGCAUUAUUUGAUAUAAGGCAACAAGUUAUGUCUACAUUAACCGAAGAAUUUACCGAUGAUUCGACCAACUUAUUACAAGAUGCUUUUUCUACUGUGAUUAAACAAAUAUAUGCCCAAAUGGUUCAAAAAACUGGUAUUCGUUGUGAUGGACGUAGUGUGGAUGAAAUUCGACCUAUUCAUUGUGAAGUUGAUCUUUUUCGACCAGUUCAUGGAUCGGCAUUAUUUCAACGUGGACAAACACAGGUACUUUGUACGACAACAAUUGAUUCACAAGAUUCAACAUGGCGUGCCGACAAUAUUUCAGCAUUAACUCAGGGCAUUAAAGAGAAAAAUUUUAUGCUACAUUAUGAAUUUCCACAAUAUGCUACAAAUGAAAUAGGCCGAUCCGGUAAUGUUGGACGACGAGAAAUUGGUCAUGGUGCAUUAGCUGAACGUGCAUUAAGACCAAUCAUUCCAAACGAUUCAGUGACUACUAAUGAUUUUACCAUUCGAUUGCUUUGUGAAGUUUUAGAAUCAAAUGGAUCAAGUUCAAUGGCAAGUGUAUGUGCAGGUAGUUUGGCAUUGCUUGAUGCUGGUAUUGAAAUUUCUUCACCAGCAUCAGGUGUAGCUAUUGGUCUAUUGAAACCACCAAAAAAUGAAAACAAUGAAGAACAAGAAAAUAUUAUUUUAACCGAUAUCAGUGGAUUGGAAGAUUAUUUUGGUGAAAUGGAUUUUAAAAUAGCCGGCACAAGAAAAGCAUUCACUGCCUUACAAUUGGAUUGUAAACUUGAAGAAGGUUUAUCAUUUAAAAUUCUUUAUGAAGCUAUACAAAAAUCUAAUCAAGCAAGAAGUCAUAUAUUGAAUAUAAUGAAUGAUGUUAUAAUGGAACCAAGAAAAAAAUCCAAAGAAACAAUGCCUAUGGUUGAACAGAUACAAGUACCGAUUAAUAAACGUUCGAAAUUUCUUGGUGUUGGUUGGUCAAAAGCAAAAAAAUUAAUGGCCGAAACUGGUGUUAGUAUUAAUCAAGAUUUAGAAGAUAUUGAUAAAUUCACUAUAUUUGCACCAAAUGAAGCAGCAAUGAAUGAAGCAAAAGAAUGGAUUGAAAAAGUUCUUCGUGAACCUAAUAUUCCGGAAUUAGAAUUCGGCGCCAUCUAUCAAUGUAAAGUUGUCGAAAUUAAAGAUAAUGGAAUUAUGAUACAAUUACAUCCGGCAAUGAAACCAGUGUUUCUACAUUUAUCACAAUUAGAUCUUCGAAAAAUUGAUCAUCCAUCCGCAUUAGAUAUUGAUGUUGGUAGUCAAAUUUCUGUAAAAUAUUUUGGUCGUGAUCCAGUAUCCGGUCAGAUACGUGUAUCACGAAAAGUGUUACAGGCACUUGAAUCACAGGUGAAAAAUUUUAUUAAAUGAAAUUUAUUAGUAAUUUUCGAAUAAAGAAUUUUUUUUAAUAAAAAUGAAUGACAUGAUUCUUAAA
Messenger RNA from Dermatophagoides pteronyssinus (European house dust mite), 3883 nucleotides. RefSeq names its product WD repeat-containing protein 43-like. Gene Ontology annotation, molecular function: protein binding. Gene Ontology annotation, biological process: maturation of SSU-rRNA from tricistronic rRNA transcript (SSU-rRNA, 5.8S rRNA, LSU-rRNA). Lineage: Eukaryota; Metazoa; Arthropoda; Arachnida; Sarcoptiformes; Pyroglyphidae. Gene Ontology annotation, cellular component: nucleolus. The record is from RefSeq and is a predicted model, not a curated record.